This is a messenger RNA of Ogataea parapolymorpha DL-1, 1668 nucleotides long. RefSeq names its product Uric acid-xanthine permease. The record is from RefSeq and is a predicted model, not a curated record. The transcript has a single exon. Gene Ontology annotation, cellular component: fungal-type vacuole; membrane. Gene Ontology annotation, molecular function: xanthine transmembrane transporter activity. Bases 1 to 1668 code for a protein of 555 amino acids. Gene Ontology annotation, biological process: transmembrane transport; xanthine transport. NCBI's taxonomy places the organism in Eukaryota, Fungi, Ascomycota, Pichiomycetes, Pichiales, Pichiaceae.
AUGUCUGUGUCUCGAGUUGCCCGUCGCAUUGUGCACAAGUUCUCCACCAAGGAAGGACUACUUGGAGAUUACGAUUAUGCCUAUCUGUUCACCCCACGUUUGCCAUUUAUGAAGGGCUCCGAGAAAGUCCAGCCUUUCUUUGGUCUUGACGACGAGAUCCCCGUCGUGCUGGGCUUUUUGCUCGGCCUCCAGCACGCCCUGUCGAUGCUGGCCGGUGUCGCCUCACCGCCAAUCAUCAUUGGCGCUCUCGCCAACCUGAGUGCUGAUCACCAGCAAUAUCUGGUGUCGUGCUCGCUCAUCAUUUCUGGUCUGCUGUCUGCGAUCCAGAUCACCCGUUUCAAGAUCCCGUACACUCCCUACUACAUUGGCACCGGGCUGGUGUCCGUUGUGGGCACGUCGUUCGCCACCAUUAGCAUUGUCAGCAAAGCUUUUCCAAUCAUGUAUAGCGCGGGCGUUUGUCCCGUGGACAGCGACGGCACGCAGUUGCCAUGUCCUGACGGAUACGGUGCCAUUCUCGGCACGGCGGCCGUGUGCGGUUUGCUUGAAGUGCUGCUCUCGUUCCUGCCUCCAGCGUUGCUGCAGCGCAUUUUCCCCGCCAUCGUGACGGGGCCUGUGGUGCUGCUCAUUGGUGUGUCGCUGAUCCAGUCCGGAUUUGAGGACUUUGUGGGUGGCUCUGGCUGCAUGGACGCCACCAACAGCUGUGCCAAGGGCUACAACUGGGGGUCUGCGCAGUUCCUCGGGCUCGGGUUCCUGGUGUAUCUGACGAUCAUCCUGUGCGAGAAGUGGGGGUCCCCCAUCAUGAAGUCCUGCGCCGUGAUUGUCGGUCUGCUGGUUGGAUGCAUAGUCGCCGCCGCUUGCGGCUACUUUUCGCACGACUCGAUCGACGCCGCCCCGGCAGUCACCUUCAUGUGGGUGCACACGUUUAAACUGUCCGUGUACGGCCCUGCCGUGCUGCCCUUCCUUGCGUGCUACAUCGUGCUCAUGAUGGAGGCCAUCGGCGACAUCACCGCCACGUGCGACGUGUCCCGCACCGACAUCGAGGGCCCUUACUACGAAUCACGCAUCCAGGGAGGUGUGCUGGCCGACGGAGUCAACGGCAUCAUCGCCGCGCUCAUGACCAUGACGCCGAUGUCGACCUUUGCGCAGAACAACGGUGUUAUCUCCAUCACCAAGUGCGCCUCCAGAACCGUUGGGUACUGGUGCUGCUUUUUCCUCGUUGUGAUGGGCGUUUUCUCGAAAUUCGCCGCCGCGCUCGUCGCCAUUCCUAAAGCCGUUCUCGGCGGCAUGACCACGUUCCUGUUCACGUCCGUGGCCGUCUCCGGCCUCAAGAUCAUCGCCACCACGCCCUUCACCAGAAGAGACCGCUUUGUGCUCACGUGCUCGCUCAUGUUCGGCUUCGGCGCCACGCUGCUCGCCGACUGGUUCAACAACGUCUUCACGUACGACGGCGACAAUACCUCGCUCUCCGGCUUCUUCGACGCCAUUGUUCUCGUCAUGGAGACCGGUUUCGCCGUCACCGGCUUCAUCGGCGUCAUCCUCAACCUCUUUUUGCCGCAGGAGCCAGACAACCUCGAUGCCGCGUCCGAGCUCAUCGAGGAGCACGUGAUCGAAAACGACUACGGCCGUGUCGAGGAAGGCUCGUCCCAGGAGAAGAAGGCAGUUAAAUAG